AUGUCAGACGAUAUUGCUUCUCCGGCAGGUGAUCUCUCACUCCGUUUCAAGUCUUUUUUGAUUACAAAUGAGGAAUCUAAAGAACUCACCAUCCUCGGUGAGGACAUCAAACUGAGCGAGGCGGAAUGUCGACUGAGUCUUAUUGGUAAGGUGGUUACUACGAAAGCAUUUGUUUUUGGCAAAGAAGAUGAAAUCUUUCGAGUGUUAGCCGGCAAGCCUUGGUUUUUCAAUAACAGUUUCUUGAUUCUUUCUCGAUGGAGUCCGGAGAUGAAAUUACAACAGUUGGUGUUUCAACAUUCGCCAAUAUGGGUUCAAAUAUGGGGUUUGCCCCUACAGUUUUACUCCCACGAGGUGGGAACAAAAAUUGGGAAUAGCAUGGGAGAAUUUCUUGACAUCUCCAUGCCUGGAUCAGGUUGUAGAGAGGGGCGCCUCAUGAAGAUCCUCGUCAAUAUCAAUAUCACUACUCCUAUUCGGAGGGGUAUGAAAUUGAAACUUGAUGAUGGAGACCCUUUUUGGGUGGAGUUCCAGUACGAAAAACUUCCCACUUUUUGUUGUUAUUGUGGGUAUCUCGGCCAUGAACAGAGGAGUUGCAUGCAACAAGCCAAGGAUAUGGAAAAUGGAAAGCCCGGUGGAAACCGGUGGCGUCCGAGCUCACCGGCUAAAUCUGUUAAUGGCAGGUCCCCUUCUCGAGGCGCCAAUCUUGGGGAAGAUACCAAUCAACAUUCAAAUUCGGAACGGGAUUUAGAAGUUAGAGAUUUGGAAAUCACGGGUUUUCAGGUACAGAUUGGUGAUACGGGCGAGAAGGACGCUUUCCAAGCGGGAAACUCAAAACAGUCUCUUCCUUCCAAAACGAAUUCCGCAGCUAAUGGUAACCUCAAGCCUAGAGCACUUGGGCCUUCUCUUGAACAAGAAGGGGCUAAUAGGCCUAAAUUUUGUUUAGACCCAAUUACUCUAACUCUCAAGAAAAGAGGAAGACCUGUUGGUAGUAAAUCCAAGUCUGAUAAACGACGGGGACAAAUACAUCAGAAAAUUGGCUCUAAGUUGGUGAAUGAGGUGAGCUCUUCCUCCGGCGCAACUGUUGGUGUUGGAAGCAAGAGACCCAGCAGCGUGGGUGACAACCAAAGCUCGGCUUGUGAUGUUGAUGAAGUAUGUUCUCCUGCUAAGAAGCCUCGGCUUGGUAGGGGUAAUUCAGAGGCAAGUCAGGAUAGUGUUAUGGACGAGGCACUUGCUACAGAUACGAUGGAGGACGCCAGCCAGAAUUGGCCCCAAGGCUUAGAUUCUCAUUCAUCUUGGCAUUUACUGAAUGUGUACCUUAGUCCAGAAGAGCAUGUUCAUUACCAACAGCUUCUUUACUUGUCUGAUUACAUUCGGGAUCUUAAUGCUGAAGUUGUUGUUUGGGGAGAUUUCAAUGAUAUUUUGUAUCCGGAGGAAAAACGCGGAGGUUUACAGCGUAGUCGAGGAAGCUGUGGGCGUUUUCAAACUUUACUCAAUAAUUGUGGUUUGUUGGAUUUGGGCUUUCGUGGCUAUCCAUUUACUUGGCGUAACAACCGCAGUGGAACUGAUUUCAUUGAAUCUCGUUUGGACAGAGCAUUGGUUUCCUCCUCCUGGAGCGAUAUGUUACCCCGUUUCGUUUCGACGCCCGGUGGUUUGAAUAUGACGAUGUUAAGCAAAUUGUGCAGACUCAGUUGGGAAGAUGACAUUGUGGGGUCCCGGCUAUUCUGUAUUAGCCAAAAAAUUAAGAAGUGCAGGUUGGCUCUGAAGUCCUGGAGGUCAUCCCAAAAUCUGAAUUCUAGAAAGGAGAUUGAUGGCAUUAAGGAGGAUAUUGGUAGACUGGAAGCACACGAGCGCGAAUUUCACUUGAAAGAGAUUGCAGGUCUGGAGGAUAAUUUGACCAAAGCAUGGGAAAAGGAAGAAUUGUAUUGGAAGCAAAAGUCGCAUCAGAAGUGGCUUCAGUUUGGAGAUCGUAACACUUCCUUUUUUCAUGCAAGCACGGUGGCAAGACACAGGCGUAAUCACAUUUCGGGGAUUGAAAAUUCAGCAGGGGUUUGGAUUUCAGAGCAAAAGACAGUUCUAGCAGAGUUUCAAAGUUUCUUUGCUGGGCUGUUCACUUGUGAGGACAAUCAACAAGAUAAUAGGGUUGUCCACCUUAUCCCCAGGCGGGUCACGGCAUCUGUGAAUAGUUCUCUAAUCAGAGCUUUUUCCACGGGAGAGAUCAAAGCUGCCUUAUUUGAUAUGCAUCCCAACAAAGCGCCGGGAUAUGAUGGAAUGACUCCAGGUUUCUUUCAGAAGUACUGGGACAUAGUGGGCUUGGAUGUUUGUUGGGCUGUGCGGAGUUUUUUUCACGGUGGGAAGAUGCUCGGAAGCUUGAAUCGCACUAAUAUUGUAUUAAUUCCAAAGAUUCCAACUCCCACCAAGGUUAGUCAGUUUCGGCCCAUUAGUCUUUGUACCACAAUUUACAAGGUCAUUGCCAAAGUCUUGGCUAAUCGUCUUUGUCAGUUUCUGCCCUCUAUUAUUUCAGAAAACCAAAGUGCUUUUGUAGAGGGUCGCCAGAUAACAGAUAAUGUACUUAUUGCGCAUGAACUAACACACUACAUUCGGCAUAAACGAUCUGGCACAAAAGGGGUGGCUGCAUUUAAACUUGAUAUGACCAAGGCAUACGAUCGAGUGGAUUGGCGUUAUCUUGAGCAGGUAAUGAGGCAGCUAGGUUUCCACGCCUUAUGGAUAGGAAAGGUCAUGGAAUGCGUAAAAAUGGUAUCCUUCUCUAUAACCGUGAAUGGGGAAGCUGGGGAGUCUUUUCACCCUAGUAGAGCUGCUUCUGGUCAGAAAGUUAACAAAGACAAGUCAUCGGUUUUUUUCAGUCCAAACAUCUCAUCUGAAGCUCGUCUUACAUUAGCUAAUCGUGUCGGGAUCUCCAUGGAAGCCAAAGAGGCUAAGUACUUAGGCCUCCCUGUCUUUCUUGGAAAUUCCAAGCAUGAGCUUUUCUCAUAUGUGAAAGACCGUACGAUUAAACGGUUAAGAUCAUGGAUAGAUUCAAGGCCAAACUCAGCUGGUAGGGAAGUCUUAAUCAAAUCAGUUCUCUUGACAAUUCCAAGCUAUGCUAUGUCCUGUUUCUGGUUGCCCAAACAGCUAAUGAAUCAAAUCUCUGCCGAGAUUGCAAAAUUUUGGUGGGGUUCAAAAGAAGGGGAACGCAAAAUUCACUGGAUAAAAUGGGAUAAGCUGAGUCGGUGUAAAGGCAAAGGUGGACUGGGGUUUCGUGACUUGGAAGUUUUUAACAGGGUCUUGAUAGCUAAACAAGGGUGGAAGUUGAUUUCCGGUGAACCAUCUCUCUUCAAACGAAUUUUCAAGGGCAAAUACUUUCCCAACACGACUUUCUUCAAUGCAAAUGUAAGCUGCCAGGCAUCGUGGGCUUGGAGAAGCAUUUGUUGGGCUAGAGAGUUACUCAAUAAAGGUUGGAGGUGGCAGGUUUGUUCAGGAAAAGACAUUCGAAUUUGGGAGGACCCUUGGCUACCAAAACCACCAACUUUCAAGGUCAGCCCGAGUUCGGUAAGAAGUAGCACCAUAACUUAUGUUUCUGAUCUUACUGACAAUUCCACAAAGACUUGGAAGAUGCAGCUGAUCAAAGAAAGUUUCAAUGAAGAAGAGGCAACUGUUAUCCUUUCCUUACCUAUUAGUACCACGCAAAGAAGGGAUCGCAAAGUAUGGCAUUACUCCCCAAAUGGUGUAUUCACUGUAAAAUCUGCUUAUUGCUUGGAAAAAGAGAGCUUGAUCAAUGAGCUGGAUAUGCUUAUUGCUUGGAAAAAGAGAGCUUGA
Rhododendron vialii is the source of this 3810-nucleotide messenger RNA. RefSeq lists its product as uncharacterized. The record is from RefSeq and is a predicted model, not a curated record. Lineage: Eukaryota; Viridiplantae; Streptophyta; Magnoliopsida; Ericales; Ericaceae. The coding region runs from base 1 to 3810 and encodes 1269 amino acids. The transcript has 7 exons.